Molecule: messenger RNA, 558 nt
Organism: Ustilaginoidea virens
Lineage: Eukaryota; Fungi; Ascomycota; Sordariomycetes; Hypocreales; Clavicipitaceae
Exons: 2
Coding region: 1-558 (185 amino acids)
Source: RefSeq, a predicted model, not a curated record
AUGUCUGACAACAAGCAAGCCCCUUCCACUCUCCAAUCGUACGUCGACUCCGCUACUGGUGCCAUUCAAAGUGCUAUCGGCAGCCUGACUGGCAGCACUGGAGACCAGGCCAAGGGCGAUGCAAAGCAAGAUGCGGCCAAGGUUGAGCACGAUGCUUCCAAGGCAGCCAUUAAAGUUCCGGGUGCCACCAUCUCCUCGGACGGAGGUGCCAGCAAAGAUCACCCUGACCGUGCCGCUGGAUCGUGGAAUCAGACCGUUGGCUCUGCUAAGGAAACCGUUGGCGGUUUGAUUGGCAGCGAGAAUCUGAAGUCGGCCGGUCGUCAACAAAACCUCGAAGGUCAACAACAAGAAGCCAAGGGACAGCUCAGCGAUUUGGGUUCAGGGGCGGCUUCUCGCAUUCAAGGAACGGUCGGCGGGGCCAUUUCUAGUUUGACAGGAGAUAAGGAUGGACAGGCUCACUACGACCAGAUGCGUGCUGAUGGCAAGGCUCAGCAGCGUGGUGUUGAACAUGAUGUGGAAAAGAAGGCCGAGGCUGAGGCGAAGAGCAAAAACGAAUGA